This is a messenger RNA of Hydatigera taeniaeformis, 303 nucleotides long. The record is from the annotation of a GenBank genome assembly. NCBI's taxonomy places the organism in Eukaryota, Metazoa, Platyhelminthes, Cestoda, Cyclophyllidea, Taeniidae.
AUGCGCCCGUGCCGCGAACCCACACGCGAGAGAGCCCCGCGACCGCCUACCAGGGAACUUGCCUCCUGGCGCAUGGAGCAACCGUCAGUCAAUGAGCGGCCCAGGCCCGUGCAAGGAACGCGUCCGCGCCCCCACGGACCCAGAGCUGGGCACGCCGAAUCCGCUCCCGCAAGCCCAACCGCGACCGUCCGGCGGAUCGCGGGAACCACCUCAGGAACCGAAAGUCACCUCGGCGGCCUUCGAGGCGAACAACCCGACCCGCCCCCCGAGCCCCUCGCCGUAACCAUCGCCCACGAGUACUAA